This is a messenger RNA of Chaetomium fimeti, 1361 nucleotides long. Its product is annotated as Frag1/DRAM/Sfk1 family-domain-containing protein. Bases 240 to 1217 code for a protein of 325 amino acids. Gene Ontology annotation, cellular component: plasma membrane. The transcript has 3 exons. The record is from RefSeq and is a predicted model, not a curated record. Lineage: Eukaryota; Fungi; Ascomycota; Sordariomycetes; Sordariales; Chaetomiaceae.
GCAACCAACACAGCAUUUCUACCUUUCGCGUCACUAGCGGACCCGUUUAACUCCGAACCUUUUUCUCCUGUUUUCACGACAAGGAAUCAUUGUGUCUUUUAAUUUUCCUUUAUCUCUUUACACAGUACCCUCGGUGGGAUUCUCUCCAAUCGAGAUCUCACCGUCCCAUCUUCGCCCGCCCGCUACUUGCAAUCAACUCCCCCGUUCAAAAAUAAAGUUAAUAGAUUAGAACUAUCACGAUGAUUCGCUUAUCAUAUUGGGUAACCCCCAUCCUCGCCGGCACCGUCUGGCUCGCGACUCUACUGGCUCUGUUGCUCUACUGGGCCGUCUCAGAGGACUACAUCCAGUACUCCUCCAUGAACGAUGGCCAGCAAAUCGCCUACAUUAGCGACAUCGGUGCAUCCGACCUCAAGCCAUUGUUCGUCACCGGCUGUGUUCUCACUACCGUGUUUCUCGACAUCUCGUUUGCUGCCGACCGCUGGCUCCGCCACAAGGGCCGCCUGGCCCCCAACACGACGACCGGUGAGAAGGUGCUCUCCGGGUUAUCCAUCGGCUUCGCCAUCAUCGGCACCGUCGGCCUGAUCCUCCUGAGCAUCUUCGACACGGUCUGGCAACCCAACCUGCACAACAUCUUUCUCCUGCUCUUCAUCGCCGGAUACGUGAUAUCCGCAAUCUUCAUCUGCUGGGAGUACCAACGCCUCGGGAAACACUACCGCGAGCACCGCAUCCUGCGCCUCUCCUUCUGGAUCAAGCUCACCUUCGUCAUCGUCGAGGUGCUGCUGGCCGUCGCCUUCGUCGCCUGCACCUUCACGCGCAACUCCAACGCCGGCGCCGUGCUCGAGUGGGUCAUCGCCUUCAUCUUCUCCUUUUACGUCUUCUCCUUCUACGUCGACCUGUACCCGGCCGCCGCCACCAAGCACGCGCCGCACCAGCUGCGCGCCAAACAGCAGCAGCAGGACCAGCAGGACCAGCAGGACCAAGAAAAGCAGGUUGGGGCGGCGGUCGCACCGGCUCCGACUAUGCGCCUGACGCGCGGGGAUGGCGCGGCGCCGGCGUCGCGGUAUGUGGCUGCGGGCGAGAUGGAGGAGGGGGGGUCGAGCGAUGCGACGCUGGAUGGGAAUGCGACGUCGGGGGGCGCGCCGUCGUUUGAGGCCGCGAGGGUCGCGCAUGGGCGGAGGUCCGGGUCCAGGAGUCGGGCGAUGGCGAGUAAUUUCUAGAAGGGGUGGUUCUAGAGGACAUUGUUCUAAAGCGGGUGGUUGGAGAUAUACAUAUAUAAUUGGGAGAGCGGGUUUGGAGAUGGUGAUUUUGGACAAGGCGUUGGGGGAAAGCGAAUGAUUUGGAUGUGUUGGGUGGCAUGCAUG